Molecule: messenger RNA, 3379 nt
Organism: Cynoglossus semilaevis (tongue sole)
Lineage: Eukaryota; Metazoa; Chordata; Actinopteri; Pleuronectiformes; Cynoglossidae
Product: liprin-beta-2-like
Exons: 23
Coding region: 32-3031 (999 amino acids)
Biological process (GO): neuromuscular junction development
Cellular component (GO): presynaptic active zone
Molecular function (GO): protein binding
Source: RefSeq, a predicted model, not a curated record
UGUUAGCCUCCAACUGCUAAUUCUGUCCUUCAUGUUUUUGGAGUAUUACUGCGUCGGUGUAUUUAACAGUAAAUCAUGUCAGUUGUCUACAGAGCGCUGCUGUAUCACAGAGAAGGCCUGUUUCCGAGCAUCCCCUGAAGGCAGCACAGCCCCGCCCCUCCGUUGGCAGCAGGUGAAGCUGCUGAUCCCCUCAGCUGAUCCUCACUCACAGGAUCAGUCCCGCGCUGAUCGUCACUCUUCAUCACUUUGCUGCCUCGACACCGCAGGACUGUGCGUGCGUGCGCGCGACUGCCAUGAUCGCGAGUGCACGUGUCCGUGCGCCUCACAUCGUUUCCUGUCUUUACAAGUGAAUCCGAGGAUUUUAAUGUGUGUGGAAGAAGUUCACUCUGGCUCUGGACUUCCUGCUGUCACCAUGGAGACGGAGGCCAGUCACAUGUUGGAGGCGGCGCUGGAUCAGAUGGAUGACAUCAUCGCAGGUUCCAAAGCAGCAGCAGUGGUGGACUUCUCCAUCAACUUGUACGACCUUGGUUCUUCCAUCAGUACCGACCCGCUGCAGGUGGUCCAGUUGGCUGAGGACCUGAAACUGGCCCUGGAUCUUCAUCUAAACCAGGAGCACAGAGAAACCCUGAGAGAACAGCUGCAGACGGAGACGGUGGAGACUCUGAGGGACUGGCUGUGGGGAGACCGGGUGAAAGUCUGCUCUACAGAAAACAAUGACAGCUACCAGGAGAGGCUGCUUCGUCUAGAGGGCGACAAAGAGUCUCUGGUGCUGCAGGUGAGCGUCCUGACCGACCAGGUGGAGGCUCAAGGAGAGAAGAUCAGAGAUCUGGAAAGUUCUCUGGAGGAACACAGGCAGAAACUGGCUUCAACAGAGGAGCUGCUGCAGCAGGAGCUGGUCCGCAGGACUCGUCUGGAGACCGAGAAGCUGGACCUGAUGGACGAGGUGUCGUACCUGAAACUGAAGCUGACGGAGGUCAGCGUGGAGGAGACGGACGGUUCUCAGCCAGAGGUUCUCCAGGACGACCAGCUGGACAAAGCUGAGGGUUUGGCUGCAGAGGUGGAGCAGCUGAAGAGCAGAGUGGAGGAGCUGGAAGGACAGAGGAGUCAGUUUGAGAAGAAGCUGAGAACAAGAAAGACCCAGAUCUCGGAGCUGCAGCAGAUCUUGGCCUCCAAAGAUGCUGAGAUCGAGGGCCUGAAGAUGCAGCUGUUGACUGAAGACAGCUCAGCCAAUGACAGCGCAGAGAGAGACCAGGAGUACCAGCGACUAAAGGCAGGGAUGGAGUCUCUGUUGACCUCCAAUGAUGAGAAGGACCGUCGUAUUGAGGAGCUGACCGUCCUGCUGGGUCAGUACAGGAAGCUGAGGGACGUGGUGGCUCUGACCCAGGGCAGCAGUGAGGAGGAGCUGAACUCUGUCAGGACCUCAGCUGUCAGUCACAGAGCUCACGCUGACACCCUGAGGUCAGAGUUUUCUUCUCCAAAGUUGUCCCCUCUCAUCUUGUCUUCAUCUUCGUACAACCGGGCCUUGGACUUGUGGCCCAGGUCCAGGUCCAGGUCCAACAGUCUAGAGGAGCUACACAGUGAUUCUCUACAGGAGAACCUUCAGCUGGAGCUCAGCAAGUACCAGACUCUGCCUGGAAAACGCAGCAGAAAGAUGGAGCGGAGGGUGGAGCUCAACGGACACUCUGACUACAUGUCUCCACUGCAGGUGUCACCUGUUCUCCACCAGGGGCAUGACUACAGUCUGAGACCUACAGAGGAGCAGGAGCAGGAGCAGGAGGAGUUCCUCCUCUCAGACCGGUCUACUCUGUCCUCAGGACAGCAGUCUCCUGGUUCACUGGAGCAGAGGAAGAAUCACCGAGGCAUCAGGAAACUGUGGGGGAAGAUACGCCGCAGUGAGUCAGGGAGUCCUGUCCAGGUUCACGACCCGGAGCUGGGAGAGUUCAGGAGGGGGGGGUUCAGAGCCACAGCUGGGCCCCCACUGGCCCGUUCAUGGAACAUCAGAGACAUGAAGACGCCGUUCUCCACGUGGAACACAGAGCAGGUCUGUGAUUGGCUGGAGGACAUCGGACUGGGUCCGUACUCUGUCUUAGCCCGUCAGUGGGUCACCAGUGGUCAGACACUGCUGUCGGCAACCCCGCAUGACCUGGAGAAGGAGAUGGCGAUGAAGAGCCCCCUCCACAGGAAGAAGCUGCAGUUAGCCAUGAAGGCAGCUAGCAGCCCACAGCCGGAGCGGUCCGUGGAUCUGGACCACGUCUGGGUCACAGGUUGGCUGGACGACAUCGGGCUGCCCCAGUACAAGGACCAGUUCUACGAAGGACGGGUGGACGGACUCAUGCUGCAGUACCUGACCGUGAACGACCUGCUGCUCCUCAAGGUCACCAGUCAGCUCCACCACCUCAGCAUCAAGGCCGCCAUACGGGUCCUGCACCUCCACGCCUUCAACCCACACUGCCUCAGACGGAGAGCCGGCAAGGUGAGUCAGUUCUCUCCCACUGAGGUGGUGCAGUGGUCCAACCACCGGGUCAUGGAGUGGCUGCGGUCCGUGGACUUAGCAGAGUACGCCCCCAACCUGCGGGGCAGCGGCGUGCACGGAGGACUGAUAAUGCUGGAGCCGCGGGUCAACGCCGACUCGUUGGCCACCCUUCCGAACAUCCACACUCACACAACGCGGCUGCGGCGCCACAUCACCACCAACUUCAACAACCUGGUGGGAUCUGAAGCCCAGCAGGAGAAGAGGGAGUUCAUGGAGGCGCUGGGCUCCAGCCCACUCAAUAUCUCCGCUAAAGUGAAGCCAAAGAAGCUGGGCUUGUCCAACCUGACCCACCUGAGGAGAAGACGUCCAGAUGAGUCCACAGACUAUGUCUGUCCCGUCCAGUCUCCAGGUCAACCAGUCUCAGGACACGCUGCUGAGACACAGACUCGUCCCCGCUCUGGUUUCAGAGGCCUGAAUCCCAUUUUGGACCGAGAACAAGGAAACCAUUCCAGGGACCAGAAGGGACCAGAGGACUGGACAGAAGACCAAGCUCCCUGAGUUGGACCACCUCCCUGCUGGGCUGCAGCCCACUAAUACCUCAGUCAGUACCUCAGUCCGUCUGCUGGUCACAGAUGACACUGACCGUUCAGAACUCCUCUGCCUCAAACCUCUAGACUCUGUCUGUGAUGUCAUUUCCUGCGGACCAGUCUAUACAGUACCUACACUUUUCCUUGGUGUUAAAGGGAUGGGGCGGGGUUUCUUCACCGAUCACACUGUUCUCGACUAUUAUUGUUCAGCACUGACAUCUACUGGCAGAGAGUAACAACUGCAAUUUACCUUAAGAUGACUUUGACAUGUACUAACUGUUUUUUUUUAAAUUUGGAAUUAAAACAAAAUCAAGUCUGA